GGCUAUCGCAAACGAUCCGGAGGCCUUCCCAGAACCGCACAAGUUCAAUCCUCAGCGUUGGAUUGACGAUGCAGGUCGUGUGCGCGAUGAUCUCCGGUUUUCACUUUUGGCUUUGGCCGCCGUGUGUCCCGGUCAACAUGUCGCAAAUCGGUCUAUCUUCAUCAACACCGCUCUUAUUCUCUGGGCUUUCCGUCUUUCUGAGAAUCCUGCAGCAAAAAUUGACACACUUGAUUUCUCGGAUACUGCGAAUAUACAUGCUGCUUCCGUUUGAGAUAUGUUUUGAGAAGAGGAUCGAUGAGAAUCAGAUCAGGGAACUGUGCGCACCUGGGGAAUAAAGGGCAUUUAUCCAGGCACUCGAAAGUUCAGUACUCAUACUGAUAAGUAUGUAAACUGUUGAUACAUGCGCUUAUAUACUGUGCACCCCUUUACCUCACGAAAUCAAGCUGAAGAUGUUUU
Suillus subalutaceus is the source of this 456-nucleotide messenger RNA. RefSeq lists its product as uncharacterized. The transcript is spliced from 2 exons. The record is from RefSeq and is a predicted model, not a curated record. Lineage: Eukaryota; Fungi; Basidiomycota; Agaricomycetes; Boletales; Suillaceae. The annotation marks the transcript as partial. Gene Ontology annotation, molecular function: heme binding; monooxygenase activity; oxidoreductase activity, acting on paired donors, with incorporation or reduction of molecular oxygen.